Molecule: messenger RNA, 554 nt
Organism: Cricetulus griseus (Chinese hamster)
Lineage: Eukaryota; Metazoa; Chordata; Mammalia; Rodentia; Cricetidae
Source: RefSeq, a predicted model, not a curated record
CCCGGGCCUCCCUGUGCAGCCCCCGGCCCCAGAGUGGGGAGGAGGCCGUGGCAUUGCUGGAGGAGCUCUGGGGCCCAGCAGCCUCCCCAGAUCGGUCCUCAGCAAUGAGGGCACCCCGGGAUAUGACGGAAGGCUCGGGGGUCACUGUUGGAAAGGAAGAAAGUGGGGCGAUUCCCGUAGCUUUCCUCAGCUGAGUGUGGUGUUCUUCCAGCUUCAGGAUGACCUGCUCCCUGCAUCUGGUCCUCCUUGUCACCGUCUUGCUGAGUCUGGCAGGAACUCAAGAGUCUGCACCUGUGUACAGGGGACAAGGAGGCUGGACCCUCAAUAGUGCUGGUUACCUUCUGGGUCCUGUCCUCCACCUUCCCCCAAAGGUCGAACAAGGCAGGAAGAGAGACUCAGCUCUUGAGAUCCUAGACCUAUGGAAGGCUAUCGAUGGACUCCCUUAUUCCCACUCUCCAAGGAUGACGAAGAGGACGCUGUUAGAGACCUUUGUCAAACCUAAGUAUGGAGCCUUGCAUGGCCAGACUCCUCAAAGUCCUUUAGAAACCAGUUGA